AAGGAGAAGUUUGAACCAACAGUCUUCAGAGACACAAUCAUUCAAGGUCUCAAUGAAGCUGGAAAUGACCUUGAAGCAGUAUCCAAGUUUCUGGAUGUAACGGGUUCGAGACUAGAUUACCGUCGUUAUGCAGACACUCUAUUUGAUAUAUUGAUAGCUGGGAGUAUGCUUGCCCCAGGAGGAACACGUAUUGAUGAUGGAGACAGAACCAAGGUGACCGAAUACUGUGUAUUUGGUGCCACUGAAGAUCAACAAAUCAUCCGAAACUACGCUCAGGUCUUCAAUAAGCUUAUCAGGCGUUACAAAUAUCUGGAAAAAGCGUUUGAAGAUUCCAUCAAAAAGCUAUUGCUAUUCCUAAAAGCAUUUUCGGCUUCAGAACAGACUAAGUUGGCAACGCUAACUGGUAUCCUCUUGGCCAAUGGAUCACUCCCAUCUACAAUUUUAACAAGCCUAUUUUCGGAUAAUUUGGUUAAAGAAGGAAUAUCUGCAUCAUUUGCUGUCAAGGUUUUUAAAGCUUGGAUGGCAGAAAAAGAUGCAAAUGCUGUUACCUCAUCCCUCAAAAAAUCCAAUUUGGACAAGAGGCUUUUGGAACUCUUCCCAGCAAACAAACAAAACUUUGAACAUUUUGCCACAUACUUCACUAAUGCAGGUCUGAAGGAACUAUCUGACUUUCUUAGAGUCCAGCAAUCUCUGGGAACUCGCAAAGAGCUGCAAAAAGAACUCAAAGAAAAACUUUCUCAGGAAUGCCCCAUAAGAGAGAUAGUCUUGUAUCUCAAAGAUGAGAUGAAGAGAAAUGACUUGCCAGAACAGGCAGUAAUUGGACUUCUGUGGACCUGUGUAAUGAAUGCUGUUGAAUGGAACAAGAAAGAGGAACUAGUCACAGAACAAGCUCUGAAACAUCUAAAGCAAUAUGCACCACUCCUUGCAGUGUUCAGUACCCAAGGUCAGUCAGAAUUGACCCUACUGCAGAAGAUUCAGGAAUAUUGCUAUGACAAUAUCCACUUUAUGAAGGCUUUCCAGAAGAUCAUUGUGCUUUUUUACAAAGCCGAUGUUCUGAGUGAAGAAGCCAUUCUAAAAUGGUAUAAGGAAGCACAUGUUCCCAAAGGCAGAAGUAUGUUUCUUGAGCAAAUGAAGAAAUUUGUCGAGUGGCUACAAAAUGCUGAAGAAGAAUCCGAAUCUGCAGAAGGUGAAGAUGAUUAGCAAUGGGACUUGACCAAGCGCCACAUAGUUUAUGAAGGCCUGUUCCCUUGCCUUUACGGUUUCAGUAGGAGAGAUUGUGAUUCCAAAUCAAAUGGAAACAAUAGGAUAGCCUUCCUUGUGUCAAAGAACUGAUGUGAAAUAACGGAGAUCUGAAGCAUUACCUGCUGUGAGAUUCCACACAUUUCAGCUGUAUGCUAAACUUAGUAAAACUAUUUAAAAGGAACAGUGUAGCCUAAAAUGAAAUAACUUUGAUCUUCUUGCAUAAUUUUCAAAUUCUGUGAACUUUACAAUUUUAUUGUAGCCUUUUGAUUUGUCAACAUUUGUAGUUUAUUAACUGUUUGUGAAUACGUAAUUUGGCACUAGGAUUUUUUGAAUAAACAUUUUUGUAUUUUAAAAAUG
Messenger RNA from Rhincodon typus (whale shark), 1599 nucleotides. RefSeq names its product eIF5-mimic protein 1. Gene Ontology annotation, molecular function: protein binding. Gene Ontology annotation, cellular component: cytoplasm; membrane. The coding region runs from base 166 to 1200 and encodes 344 amino acids. Lineage: Eukaryota; Metazoa; Chordata; Chondrichthyes; Orectolobiformes; Rhincodontidae. The record is from RefSeq and is a predicted model, not a curated record. The transcript has 10 exons.